Aspergillus nidulans FGSC A4 is the source of this 1287-nucleotide messenger RNA. Its product is annotated as putative C2H2 finger domain protein. NCBI's taxonomy places the organism in Eukaryota, Fungi, Ascomycota, Eurotiomycetes, Eurotiales, Aspergillaceae. The transcript has 3 exons. The coding region runs from base 1 to 1287 and encodes 428 amino acids. The record is from RefSeq and is a predicted model, not a curated record.
AUGGUUGCGCCAGACGCCCAGUUCGAUCAGCAACAGUUCAUGCAGGCUUCCAAUCUCAACACUUCGCCUUCCCCUGGGAUGAAAUCCGAACCCAACGUUUCCGAGGCGGCUAACCAGUCUGUCCUCUCAUACCCCCCUCACGCUCCAAUGAAUCAGCCCCCGAACAUGAAUCAAGACAUUCGGUAUGCGGUUCAACAACCCAACCCGCAGCUGCCUAUGCUGCAGAGUCCGUACGCUCCGUCAGGUUAUUCCGCAGCCUCAGUCCCGAUAAGCGCGCCCCAAGGACGACCGGAACCACCUCCCAAGACUUUCCACUGCGGAACAUGCGGGAAAGGAUUUGCUCGACGAAGUGAUUUGGCAAGACAUGAGCGUAUUCACUCAGGGAUCCGUCCUCAUGCUUGCGACUGGCCCGGCUGCGGCAAGCAGUUCAUCCAACGUUCCGCUCUGACUGUGCAUUCUCGAGUGCACACUGGAGAGAAGCCUCACAUGUGUGAAAGAUGUGGCAAGCCAUUUAGCGAUUCGUCCUCCCUAGCAAGACACCGCAGGAUUCACUCUGGGAAACGGCCGUACAAAUGCCCUUAUGCCAAUUGCCAAAAGACAUUCACCCGCCGCACAACAUUGACACGCCAUCAAAAUCAUCAUACUGGGACCAUUGAAGAAGCUGCUGCGGAAACUGAGGCCAACCUCAGACAAAACAAGGAAAGGGCGAAGGUGCCUGGGGAUGGAAUGUUUUCUGACCAUGGCUCGGUUCACGGCUCAGUCCACUCCACGCCUUCUCCCGCGCAUCACCCAAUCUCACCAGGUGGUGAACUUCCCCCUCUAACUAUUCCUCGUUCUACGGGCGAAUACUACCUAGGCAAUGGCUCUAUCCCGGCUCAUGUUCGGGGGGACUUUCAACAGGCGAGCCCUCGUGCGUCUCCCACCGCCACAUCGCCGUCUCUCUCCAGCUACAGCAGCGCUCCUCUUCCUCGGCCAUCGAUGACUUCUCAUCCAUCGACAUAUGCGCCUCCCCAACCACUGGAGCCACCUGCCACCAAGGACCAUCGCCCUAACAGUGUAGGUGGAAGUCCCCACAUGUCUAGCCUUGGCUGGCCUUCGCCUUCGCACUCUCCAGUGUCAGCGCCCGACUUUGGAUAUCCUGAGCCAAGCGGUCCGCCGUAUCCAGGUUCUGUGCCCCCUCAUAUGUAUUUUCCGAAUUCCACCAUCCGACGCCCGGCGAGCACGGAACCCGAGAACUAUGAGCUGAGGCCGAGACUUGGUGAUAACUCAUGGUCUACGCCAGCUUAG